CCUUUCGAGUACAAGAUUUCCAUCCAACACGCUCGGUAAAAAAAAAAAACAAUUCCGAAUAAAAUGUUAUUACUAAAAUCAUUAACGAUCUUAAUAAUUUUCUGGCUAAAAUCUGUGAAUAGUGCAAAUAUUCUCUUUAUAUCACCAACGGCAUCGUACAGUCAUAGUGUGGUUUAUUUUCCAAUAAUUCGUGAGCUUUCAUUACGUGGCCAUAAAGUCUUAACCAUAAUACCGGACUUAAUUAAUGAUCCCGAAUUAACAAAUUUAACCGAAAUCGAUAUUCAUGAUGAAGCAUAUACGACAGUACGAGCGCAUUUACCAGUGAUUAUCAAGCAAAUGGUUAAUAAUGAUGGACGAGCUAUUGAUGAAACACGAUGGUAUCAGAAUUAUUCGUAUGAUGCUACAGAAGUAUUAUUUCAAAAUCCCGAUGUUCAACAUUUAAUUCGACAUCCAGAACUGUAUCAUUUUGAUGUUGUCAUAACGGAAUGGUACACAUAUCAAGCGAGUACAGCUUUUGCGGAUCUAUAUAAAUGUCCAUUGAUUGGUAUCUCAUCAUAUUCGUUAUUUUUAUCGGGAUUGGAUUCAAUUGGGAGUCCAACACAUUCCACAUAUGUACCAAAUUCAUGGGAUCUAUAUGUGAAUCCUCGAUCGUUCUGGGAUCGUUUUAAAAGUUUCUUAAAUGCAAUUGAAUAUCGAUAUGAUUUUAAGAAUAAUUAUUAUCCACGUCAAGUGUAUUUGGCGAAGAAAUAUUUUGGUAAUAAUGUUACAGAUAUCGAAGAGAUUGAGAAACGUGUUAGUUUGGUGUUAACAAAUACGAAUCCAAUAAUACAUGGAUCCUAUCCAAAAGCGGCGAAUUUAAUUCAAUUUGGUGGAAUACAUGAGCAAGUUUAUAAGCCGUUACCAAAGGAUUUAGAACAAUUUUUGGAUAAUGCCAAAGCUGGAUUUAUAUACUUCAGUCUUGGGUCAAAUAUCAAAAGUGCUUUAUUAGGCGAAAAAAAUAUUAAUACGAUACUCAACGUAUUUAAAACACUUCCAUAUAGAGUGUUAUGGAAAUUUGAAUCGGACAAUUUACCUGGCAAACCGAAUAAUGUAUUCAUUUCCAAGUGGGUUCCACAACGUGCUGUCUUAGAGCAUGAAAAUAUACGGUUGUUCAUAACUCAAGGUGGUCUACAAUCGGCUGAAGAAGCUAUCAGUGCCCAAGUACCAUUAAUAAUUAUACCAUUUUUUGCGGAUCAAAGUCAAAAUGCUGGUCGUUUCGAAGAACUUGGUAUUGGAAAACGUUUAUUACGUACAGACAUUACGGAAAUUACCUUGGCAAAUACGAUCAAUGAAAUUAUAAACAAUAGCAGUUAUAAAAAAGCUAUUAUCGAAGUAUCAAAUACAUUAUGGGAUCAAGACACUGAUCCAUUGGAUCGUGCCGUAUGGUGGAUUGAAUAUGUAAUACGACAUAAAGGUGCUAAAUAUUUACGGAAUCCAGCAUUAGACGCUCCAUGGUAUCAAGUUCAAUUAUGGGAUAUUUAUUUAUUUAUUUUUAGUAUUUUUAUGUUGUUAUGUGGCUCUGUAUAUUAUGUGAAUCGACAAUUAUAUUUUUAUAUUCAAACUGCAUGUACAAAAACUUCUAAAUUUCAAAAACUUAAAAGUACUUGAUACAUCUUUUUAAUCCCCGAUUAAAAAAAGGGGUGUAGUAAGUUUAACGAGUCUGUGUAUCUGUGUGUCUGUCUGUUUAGAGGAGCUAUCAUGCCCCAAACGAGUCGAUCAGACCUGAUUUUAAGGCGGUUAAUUUUUUUUAGAAUUUUUAAUUA
Chrysoperla carnea is the source of this 1802-nucleotide messenger RNA. Its product is annotated as UDP-glucosyltransferase 2-like. NCBI's taxonomy places the organism in Eukaryota, Metazoa, Arthropoda, Insecta, Neuroptera, Chrysopidae. The coding region runs from base 64 to 1647 and encodes 527 amino acids. The transcript has 4 exons. Gene Ontology annotation, molecular function: UDP-glycosyltransferase activity. The record is from RefSeq and is a predicted model, not a curated record.